UGUGCUUCUGCACCGAAUACCCUCAGGAGAUCUCAGUGUUAAUUUCUUUUUUUUUUUUUUUACUUUUUUUUUUACUUUUUGGGUUUUUAAAUUGUUGGAUCUUCGUAAGGGAGAAGGUUCUAAGAGGAGUUUCGGAGCUGCAAAGAUUUCAGAACACUCUGUUCUCGUAAACUAAAACAGAGCCAACGGGACUGUUUGGUUGGGGGGAUUCCAAUUUUCCGGGAAAGAAAGUGGAGAGAAAAAAGAAAAUGAGGGAUCAUAUUGCUUUCAAUUUCUCAAACAGCCCAUUUCUCAAAUCUUGUUUUUUCUUCUUCUUAUGUACUCUGAUUUGUGGCUUUCAGAAUACCAAACUCUGCUCCUCCUUAAACCCAGCGCUUGUUUUGCCUUUGAAAACCCAAGUGAUUCCGCCGGAAUCCGUCCGGCGAUCUCCCGACAAGCUUCCAUUCCGGCAUAACGUCAGCCUCACCGUUUCUCUGACGGUGGGCACGCCGCCGCAGAACGUCACCAUGGUCAUCGACACCGGCAGCGAGCUCUCGUGGCUCCACUGCAACAAAUCACAGAAUUCUUCUUCAAAUUCGUCCUCCACAUUCAACCCGAUCCGGUCAUCCUCGUACUCUCCGAUCCCUUGUUCUUCGUCCACCUGCACCGACCAGACACGGGAUUUUCCGAUUCCGGCAUCUUGCGAUUCCAAUCAACUCUGCCACGCCACUCUGUCCUACGCCGACGCCUCCUCCUCCGAAGGGAAUCUUGCCGCCGAUACGUUUUACAUCGGAAAUUCCGGAAUUUCCAAUGUAGUUUUCGGUUGUAUGGAUUCAAUUUUCAGCUCCAACAACGAAGAAGACGCCAAAAACACCGGAUUAAUGGGUAUGAAUCGCGGAUCUUUGUCAUUUGUUUCGCAAAUGGGUUUCCCCAAGUUUUCUUACUGCAUAUCGGAGUAUGAUUUUUCCGGUUUGUUACUCCUCGGAGAUGCUAAUUAUUCAUGGCUGGGGCUGGCUCCGUUAAACUACACUCCAUUGAUCCAAAUGUCGACCCCGUUACCUUAUUUCGAUCGCGUCGCUUAUACGGUCCACCUCGAAGGGAUCAAAGUUUCGAACAAGUUGCUUCCGAUACCGGAAUCGGUUUUCGAACCGGACCACACCGGAGCCGGCCAAACCAUGGUCGACUCGGGCACGCAGUUCACGUUCCUUCUCGGACCGGCUUACACCGCGCUCCGGGACGAGUUUCUGAACCAAACCGCCGGUUCGAUUCGGGUCCUCGACGAUCCGAAUUUCGUCUUCCAAGGAGCCAUGGAUCUUUGCUACCGGGUUCCGCUGAACCAAUCCCGACUCCCGCCGCUCCCGGCGGUGACGCUGGUGUUUCGCGGCGCCGAAAUGACUGUUUCCGGCGACCGUAUUCUGUACCGAGUUCCCGGAGAAAUAAGGGGAAACGAUUCUAUCCACUGUUUCACAUUCGGAAACUCGGAUCUUCUCGGCGUGGAAGCGUACGUGAUCGGGCAUCUUCAUCAGCAAAACGUGUGGAUGGAAUUUGAUCUACAGAAGUCCCGGAUCGGCUUGGCGGAGAUUCGGUGCGAUUUAGCGGGUCAGAAAUUGGGUAUGGGCCUGUAAAUAACCCGGGCCCACUCCGUAGCCCAUUUGAUGGAGGCGUUUUAACUAUCGUGGUAACUCAGCACGUGAUAUUGAUUAAAAUCUUACGGGUUUUGGUGUGUAGUCCGUAGGUCCAUGCUAUUAUGGUGGUCCUUCCGCUUUUAAUACCGUCCGUAUGUGGGCCCCCCCGCCAUCUGUGAUAUAGAAAAAGCAAGUUUGAUCCGACCAGUGUAGUGAAUUUGAGUGAGAUGCGAUGUCGCCACGUGUAAGGACAGUUUUCUUUUCUUUUCUUUUUCCCUCCCUCUCCUUCUUGUACAUUUUAAAU
Momordica charantia (bitter melon) is the source of this 1908-nucleotide messenger RNA. It is a transcript of the gene PCS1, whose product is annotated as Eukaryotic aspartyl protease family protein. Gene Ontology annotation, biological process: proteolysis. NCBI's taxonomy places the organism in Eukaryota, Viridiplantae, Streptophyta, Magnoliopsida, Cucurbitales, Cucurbitaceae. Gene Ontology annotation, molecular function: aspartic-type endopeptidase activity. The record is from RefSeq and is a predicted model, not a curated record.